UGAGCGUCGAGAAGGCAAGAGGCCGGCAUGGGGGCCUCCUUUAUCUGCUGGAUCCUGUACGACGGCCGCACGUUUAUGGCUGCUCUCGCCAGCGGUGACAAAUAAGAGCAGAUCCUGCUACCGACCGCGAACCAUCAACACGGGGCUUGAGAAGUAACGUGGAAGCAUGACAAACGGCGUUUACACCGCCGUGCUGGUGGCGAUAACUUUCGCUAUUUGCCCAGCAAGUAACGGCCACUACUUCCUCGGCUGUCCUCCUGUGGAUGACGUUCAUGACGCAGUCACGAUACUGCCAAAUCCUUUCAACUGUUCUACUUUCUACAUUUGCGCACAGGGCACGCCACUGCUCUUCGUUUGUCCGGGAAAUUUGCAAUUUAACUACGAACUACAAGUAUGCGACUACCCAGAGCGAGCCUACUGCUUUGAACUCCAGCAGUACCCUGAACCGGUGACGACUAAUCCCCCUGUCUUUCAACCUGGAGCUGAGCAUCUCCUUCCAGAGCAAGCAGCGAAGUCCGAACAUGAAGCAGGGCCUGAGCCAACGUCAGAGGAAGCAGUGCUCACUCCUGAACUGAAACCGGAACAUGCUCAGGAAAGAGCCCAGUCUGACUCGCAGGACAUGGUGGUACCAUCUCAUUCGAUUGAUGAGCCAUUGCAAACAAGUUCCGAGGAACAAGUCAAAGCCAAUAAAGACGAUUUGGUGGAGGCGCUCGAAUCCGUUGGUACACCGGAGCCGCAACUUUCCCAAGAACAAGCUGAACCUCAACAUCAGCAAAAAGAUAACGAAAGGUCUGAUGAAACUGAGCGUGAAUCAGAACCUGUUGCUGUGCCAACAAAUGGAGCGCCUGGGUUUGAGCUGCAGCCGGAAGGAAACCCAACAGAACCGGGAAUACAGGACACAGUAAUGACAGCUGAGACAACUGAUAAGCCAAAUCAAGAGCCUUCACAGGAGCCAACCGAAUCCUACCAUGAAACUCAGCCGCAGGCUUCAAAAGACCAAGCCGAACCUGAACUUGAACGUGAUAUUAAUGCUCAUUCUGAACAGGAAUUCGGACGCGCUAUAGAGCGAACAGACUCCACACCUGAACCAGAGCCACGUCCAAUACAAACUCCAAGCCAGCCAGAGCGACAGGAUAUGGUUCUACCAGUUGAGUCAGCUGAUGAGACGAGGCAAGUUCAUCCCCAAGAGCUUAAUGAGAUUGACCAUACUGCAGAACGUGUGUUACAGCCGGUUGUGUCCACGCCUGAGUCAGAGCCCCAACCUUCAGAAGAGCAAGCCAUACCUGAACGUGAGAAAGUAGUUAAUGAACAGGCUAUUCAAACUAAAAAUGAACAGACACCUGUGACUGAACCAAAUGCACCCACAACUGAAUCUGAGCGGCACCUAACGGAACAGCCAGCCGAGAGUGAGAUCGACACAGAGCCCGCUGUUCAGCAGGUCGAGCCUGCAGGUGAGCAAGAACUUGCGUCUUCUGAAAAAUUAGCCGCUACAACACUUCAAGCAGAACCACAACCCACUGAUGGACAAGCAGUAGCAGAGACAGCACGGCAACCAGAUGAUUUUCAGCCCGCAUCUACUGAACUUGGACACGAAGGAGUCCCAGAAUCCACACAGGAACCAGCACAAUCUCAAACACAACAACCAGAUGAACCAUCUGAAGUAGUGCACGACGAGACAGAGGCGAAAGCCGAGCAAACUGUGGAGCCAGCACAGGAGUUAGCUGAAGCAGCCACGGAGCCUACUGCAGUAGCCCCUCAACUUGAGGCAGAAGCCGUAGAGGAGCCAGUUGGGAUUGUGCCUGAGCCUUCCGAGACCAUCCAAGGGCAAGAACCUGCACGUGAGCCCGAGCAACAGGAUCAGACUACCGAGACAGCGCAGUCUUUACAUGAACCAGUACAGUCUGCGUAUGAAUCCACAGGAAAGACAGUGGACCAAGACACCACAGAAAACCAAGCCAUACUUUCACCUCAGUCGGAGCAGUCUGUGCCUGAUUCAGAACAAAUAGUCACAAAACAGCCGUUUGAGGACAAGGCUGAGCAAAGUGAGACUAAACCACAGCUGCGACCUAUGCAAGAACCUCUGUCCGUUCUAGAUGAAGCUUCACUCAAUUCAGAUGCUUCGGGUACGGACAUGGAACAGCUAACUCAACAGCGCGUAGAAUCUUCCACAGAGCUCGACCAGUCUGAAAAGCAAGCAACGCCUAAAUCAGCCGAUGCCCAGCCACAGCUUACAGAAGUAACUCAGAAACCGCGGCCAGCACCUGAGGCCGAGCUACCUCAACCAGAAGCAGAAGACGACACUGUUGAGCACUCGCCUUCAGCCACUGAGGCUCCAGUAGAAGCUAGGUCAGAACCCCCAGCAGGACAAUCCGAUGAGAUUGAGGCAAUCCAGACGGACAAAUCGAUAGAAACAAAACAUCUAGAAGUUGCUUCCGAUACAGAGGAUGACGUUGAGCCUACGAGUCCAGCUGAAACUGAGCCUCCAGUGUCAGAAAAGGCACCUGAGCCGCUCGAGCACAAAGCCGAUACAACUGAAAUAGCCUCCGAUACUGCGCUGAGCAGCAAAGACGGCGCAAGUACCAGUGAGCCAAAUGCCUCCAAUCGGGACGCAAUACAUCAGGCAAGCGGAGGGCCGUCUGGGACUGCUCCAUUUGAGCCGGCUCCCACAGACGCAGUGGAACAAGCUUCUAACGUCACCGAGCCGACGCUUGAGCCCGAGAGCUCCGCCGGUAUUGCGGUGGCUGAAGAGCAAUCAAAAGCUGACAACGCAUAUGAGGAGACAGAAAAGCCUGCAGUGUUCGAUGACGUCGACGAAGAAGGAACAAGAAACAACGCCGUUGAGAUUGACUACUACACGUGAAUGCAGAGUGACAGCAGUGCUGAUAUGGAAUUAAGACAGAAGAAACAGCUUAAAUUGUGUUUCUUCUGCUUUCCCUACUUUCCCUAUUAUGGUACUAUUUAUUUUGACGGGAAAAGUGCUAAAGCCGGAACAUAUACAGUUUUAUUGGCUUGGGUCGCAGCAAGUUCAUCUGUGUUUUGACAGCGUAGCAGGGUAGGUAUCAAUACCAAACAAACUAUAGGCUCGACAGACUGCUCAGGGGAGCAUAAUGUCAUAACGACAUUGAAAUCGAAAUAGCUUCGUGGCAGUGCUUAUUGUAUGACUGAACAAAUCGAUAGCUCAGGGCCUUCGAGCAUUGUUUGAAGAAAUUUAUUAAAUUGUGUAUUGUGCUGCCCAGACAUUAACAUCAUAUUUAAUUGUUUACUCAUUUAGUCACAGCUUUAAACACGUGCGUGCUAUGUUGCUCACUCAGAGGUAAAAUUAUCUUUGUGUUGCCAUCUACAUCACUUUAAAUUAUAUCAAAAUUCCUGAUACCCUUCUUCCUCGAGCACAAUAAAAUAUCUGCAGGACAUAA
Dermacentor albipictus is the source of this 3413-nucleotide messenger RNA. Its product is annotated as cell surface glycoprotein 1-like. Lineage: Eukaryota; Metazoa; Arthropoda; Arachnida; Ixodida; Ixodidae. Gene Ontology annotation, molecular function: chitin binding. The record is from RefSeq and is a predicted model, not a curated record. Gene Ontology annotation, cellular component: extracellular region.